This is a messenger RNA of Cuculus canorus (common cuckoo), 1304 nucleotides long. RefSeq names its product coiled-coil domain containing 103 (gene DNAAF19). Bases 150 to 1091 code for a protein of 313 amino acids. The record is from RefSeq and is a predicted model, not a curated record. NCBI's taxonomy places the organism in Eukaryota, Metazoa, Chordata, Aves, Cuculiformes, Cuculidae. Gene Ontology annotation, biological process: epithelial cilium movement involved in extracellular fluid movement; inner dynein arm assembly; determination of left/right symmetry. Gene Ontology annotation, cellular component: outer dynein arm. The transcript has 4 exons.
AUGCCGUUUCUGAUCAGGCGCGGCACGGGCAGCCCGGGCGGGGUCCUCGCGGAGAGCGUCCCGAUUGCCACGGCAACGGGAGGGAGCGCGGCGGAGCGGCAGCGGCGGAGCGAGGGGGGGCUGUCGCGAUAGCCCCAGCUUGGGCAGGGAUGGAGGCGGACGGAGCCGUGGACCCGGUGGCGCUGGAGCGGGAGCUGCGGGCGGCCGUGGCGGCUGACGAGCGGCGGGAGCGGGAGAACGCGGCCAAGCUGCGGGCGCUGCGCCAGCGCGUGCCCUCCUAUGAGGAGUUCAGGUUGGCGGGGCAGGGCUGGGCGCUCCCGGCUGGAUCCAUCCGUCCCUGGGACAACCCAGUCCUUGGUUGCCUUUGGAGCUCUUCCUUUGGGAGCACCAAUUUGGGGAGCUCAGACCUGGCGGUUUCCAUGCUUUCUGCUCCGGGUGACUGCGAGCGCGGCUUGAUGGGCAGCAAACCCGGUGACUUGAGUCCCCAUCCCUGGAGGAACAUUGUGCUGGCGUCACACCUGAAGCCCCUAGAGAAGAAGGACAAGAUGGGAAAGAGGAACAUCUUAUGGAAUCCUUAUGCAGCCCACGCCAAGACCCCACAAGGCAGCGACAUGGAAAUACUCCAGGAACUGGAUCAACUGCCCAGAACAUCUGCUGAAUUUUACAGAGAUUGGCGCAGAUGCUUAAAAAGCGGAAAAGAAAAAUACCAGCUUCUGCUUGAACUCGGAGGGGAGGCCUUGGGCAGAAUCUUUCAGGCUGAUUUGGGCUUUGGCCUCCUGGGUGAAUUCCUUACGGUGCUGGCAGAGAACGUCUGUCCUCAAGAUGGAGAUGCCAUUCUUCAGAUCUUACAGAGCCUUUCGGGUACCAAGCGCUUCGGGUUAAACGUAGAUCUUCUGAGUGAGCUGGAGAAGGAGAGCAGCAGGGAUUUGUUUAGGAAGCUGCAGAGAAUGAGGUGGAAUGAUGGGACCGCUCGCCAUCCCAGAGGCCGAGCCGGCUGCGAAGCAGAGAGGGAAGCCCACCUCAUGGACAUCAGCUUGGAAAAGGAGGAAAGGAUACUACUGGAGCUGAUGGAAUGUUACCAGGUCAGCUGAAAGAGCAAAAGCAUUAGGGUUGUGCAGAGAUUGCGCGAAAGAGGCUCAAAGCUUGACUUUGGCAUCCGACCUUGUGUGUGACAGAAAAACUGGAUAUUUUUGGAGUGUUGCUGUAUGUUUGUCUGCACCUGGGAACCCCCCAGAGCAACAGUUUUGCGUAAAUAAAGAUUAGUUACCGAGAGGGCUGCGUUGUGAUCUCUGGGGCAGGGUGGC